Messenger RNA from Carassius gibelio (silver crucian carp), 1678 nucleotides. RefSeq names its product gamma-aminobutyric acid receptor subunit beta-4-like. The transcript has 9 exons. The record is from RefSeq and is a predicted model, not a curated record. Gene Ontology annotation, cellular component: neuron projection; synapse; GABA-A receptor complex. The coding region runs from base 566 to 1678 and encodes 370 amino acids. Gene Ontology annotation, biological process: chemical synaptic transmission; monoatomic ion transmembrane transport; nervous system process. Gene Ontology annotation, molecular function: neurotransmitter receptor activity; extracellular ligand-gated monoatomic ion channel activity; GABA-A receptor activity. NCBI's taxonomy places the organism in Eukaryota, Metazoa, Chordata, Actinopteri, Cypriniformes, Cyprinidae.
UUUGGACCUGGAAACUGCGACGACAGGUGUAGAAGGAGACUGAUACUCUUCCUUUUUUUUCUUUUUUCAUAAUCAUAUCUUUAUUUUUAUUUUUCAUCCAUGGUUUGGUUGAAGAAGACUUUCGAGCACUUUUUUUUUCAGAAGUCCUGCCGAAGCUGAGAGAUGUCUGAUCUUCUAGUGUUGAUCGAGGGGGUCUCUGACCUGCACGGAUUUCCAUAGCUGAUUUAUAACAGCUGGGACCAAUUACAUAUUUGUUCUUUGUCUUUUCCCUCUUUUUUAAUUUUAUAUUCAUUUUUUGUUUGUUUGUUUUUUUUUCUUUUCUUGUUCAUUUUCUCCUUUUUUCUCCAUGGGGCCAUCACACAUGUGUGCAUUGAUGCUUUGAUUUCAGUCAUUCAUUUGGCUUUUCUUUUCUUUUCUUUUCUUUUUUUCUCCCAUCCCCUUCUGUUGGAUUUUCUUUCUUUCUUUCUUUCUUUCUUUCUUUCUUUCUUUCUUAAUAUUUUUUUUCGACAUCAGUUUGGAUCACGGACGGUUGGAUUACUGAAACUGAAUAAACGGAUUUGUGGAAAUGUUGGGUCCUCAAGAAGACAAAUUAUGUGGAAUUGUUUCUGCUCUGGCGGCCUUGUCCUUUGUCUGCUUUGCACAAAGCACCUCUACCGGAAUUAGCGGAAUAUCUUUGGCCAAGACGACAGUGGACAAACUGCUGAAGGGGUAUGACAUCCGUCUUCGGCCAGACUUCGGAGGUCCUCCAGUCAUUGUGGGAAUGAGUAUAAAUAUUGCCAGUAUUGACUCCAUCUCAGAAGUCAACAUGGACUACACCAUCACCAUGUAUUUCCAACAGAGCUGGAGGGACAAACGGUUGGCCUAUGCCGAGAUGGCUUUGAACCUCACUUUGGACAACCGUGUGGCUGAUCAGUUAUGGCUCCCAGAUACCUACUUCCUGAAUGACAAGAAGUCUUUCCUGCACGGUGUGACGGUGAAGAACCGAAUGAUUCGUCUUCACCCGGAUGGCACAGUUCUUUAUGGACUGAGAAUAACUACUACAGCAGCCUGCAUGAUGGACCUGAGACGGUACCCCCUCGAUGAACAGAACUGCACCCUGGAGAUUGAGAGUUAUGGGUACACCACAGAUGAUAUCGUCUUCUUCUGGCAAGGAGGAGACAAUGCCGUGACAGGUGUGGACAAACUGGAGCUGCCUCAGUUCUCCAUUGUGGAGCUACGUCUUGUGUCCAGAGAAGUGAGGUUUACUACAGGUUCAUACCCUCGGCUGUCGUUGAGUUUCCGCAUCAAGAGAAACAUCGGCUACUUUAUCCUGCAGACUUACAUGCCCUCCAUCCUGAUCACAAUCUUGUCCUGGGUCUCCUUCUGGAUUAACUAUGAUGCCUCUGCUGCUCGUGUGGCCCUGGGUGUAACUACGGUGCUCACUAUGACAACCAUCAACACCCACCUGAGGGAGACCCUCCCAAAGAUCCCCUAUGUGAAAGCCAUUGAUGUCUACCUCAUGGGCUGCUUCGUCUUUGUUUUCCUGGCCCUGCUCGAAUAUGCCUUCGUAAACUACGUGUUCUUUGGACGGGGACCCCAGCAGCAGAAAAAGAUCAACGAAAGGCUAAACAAAGCCAACAACGAGCGUCCCCGUUAUGAGGAGAAGCGUCUGAGGGAACAGUUUAUAUGGGCAUUUUAA